Messenger RNA from Sitophilus oryzae (rice weevil), 1154 nucleotides. RefSeq names its product histone-lysine N-methyltransferase, H3 lysine-79 specific-like. The record is from RefSeq and is a predicted model, not a curated record. The coding region runs from base 111 to 1049 and encodes 312 amino acids. Lineage: Eukaryota; Metazoa; Arthropoda; Insecta; Coleoptera; Curculionidae. The transcript has 3 exons.
CUCAGGUAUAGAUACUGGCAACUUCAACCGCGCGAUUUGUCAGAUUUUUGUACCUUUUUUUCAUAUACACAUUUUUUUACGCGCGCCAAAAAUACACACAAUCAUCUUAAAUGAUCGAGAACCAGUUCAAGACCCAAACCAGCUGGACCAUUGAUGAGUUUCCCGAAAAGGAGCCCUCGAAAAUCAUCAGAAAAUACAUCAACUCGGCCAUCUACGUGGAGAAAACUAUCACCGACAUGACUCCAAGUCGAAAAACCAGCCCUCUAUCUGCCUCAGACGAAGAUGCCUCUCCCAAAUCCACCGUAAGGUUGAACACAGCAUAUAUCUCUUCAAAAAAUUCACUCGGUAUUAAAAAAAACACGUCUUCAUCUUCCUCGAACUCUUCACAAUACAGGAGCAGCACAGACGAGAGCAAAUCUUCGUCGCUACCGAAGAACAACUCGGAAAUUGGCUACGAUGAUAGCGAUGUCACAGUGAAACCUCCAAACAAUGACCUAAGACUAUCUUUAACAGGUCUAAACAGCGAUAGAACCGACAGAAUAUCGUGUCUGAACCUCAAAGAGAAAGAGGAGAUAGUGCAGAGCUGGAUGCUGCGCAAAGAACAGGAAAAACGACAAAAAGAGCUGCGCGAAACGAAGUUAGCUAAGGAAAAGGAAGAAGAACGUCAAAGGAUUAUAGAGAAAGAGAGGGAGAACUUUAAGAAAUGGCUGGCGGCUAAGAAAAAGGAAGAGGAAAGGAAGAGAAUGGAAAAAGAGCUAGAGGAAGAACAGGAGAAGCUGAAGGAGGCUGAGAAAGAGAAGAAAAGAGUGGAAAACGAUAUAAAUUAUACUCUGUGGUUGAGGAGGAAGAAGAAAUCUGAUCUAGAAAGAAAAAUACGAGAAAAGAUAGCUCUUCUGCAUUUGUACGAAGAGAAGCAACGUAGGAUGGAGGAAAAUGAGAGAGCCUAUCAGGACUGGCUGAAGAAUGCCCAAAACCGGCAAAAGCCUGUACCGAUGAACAAGGGAUUACAAAGUACGAAUGAACACUCUGUAUAUAAUGCCAUAGAUUAAAAUAUACAUUUGUUUGUGUUCGUCUACAUCAAUCACCUAUAUCAACCCAGUGCCGUGGACACCAAAUAUUGAUAUUCAACCGUGAUCACAAAAUAUACACAUAAA